Messenger RNA from Lactuca saligna, 4107 nucleotides. Lineage: Eukaryota; Viridiplantae; Streptophyta; Magnoliopsida; Asterales; Asteraceae. The record is from the annotation of a GenBank genome assembly.
AUGCGAUUGGUGGAAAUAACGAAGAUUGAAAAUAAAAACGGAAUUUCAAACUUUUUGGUCAAAGGGCAUUUUCGUCAAGGGUGGAAUUUUAAUAAAUUGGAUGAAUUAAUAGAGUUUGGCUUGAGUAUUAAAGAUUUCGACUGUAUAUCUGAUUGGAAGGAUCGGAAGGAGGUGAAAUUGAAGAAUAAAAACCGCAAUUGUUUAAUUCUUGAACAGGGGCUGUUUGGGUAUCGGAUUGAUAAAGGAGCGACAGGGCUGUUUCAUAUUUUUGGUGAUAAUUUCAAUUACUCAGGAUGGAAUAAGUGCAUGCGAGUUAGUGGUUUUUAUCACAAAGAAGGGAAAGAUUUAAACAGGGACAGAUUGCGAUUCAUUUUAAUUGACUGUGAAGAUGGAAUUUGGGAGGUAGGGUAUUUCGGUAAUUAUGAUUCAUGUUGGUUCUUCAGUAUGUCUAGAAAUAUGUAUGGGAGAGAGGAUAAAAGGAAGGAUUUUAACAACAAAGAGAGUAUAAGGAAAUGGAUUAAAGGGUAUAUUAGGCAAAAUUGGAAGGAAAAUAAAAAGGAUCAUCUUUUUGUGAAUUGCUUGAUCGUUUUUGUGUAUGGCUUUUUAAUUUUUUUGGAGGAUUGGAUGAAGAUUGAUCUGAAGAAUAAAGGGAUGAUGGAUAAUUUUGUGUUCCAGGUUGUUAGUCGCAGGGCUGGUUGGUUGGAAAACAAUAUUCUCUAUUAUGAUUGUUAUUAUUUGGUGGAAAGUAUAAAGGAAUGGGGGUAUUUUGGGCAUAGUUUAAUUGUUGGUGGAGAUGGAAAUUGGAGGGAGUUGGUUGUGGAUAGGAGUAAGGGUAAUAUUGGAAAUCUUAAUUGGGUUGAAGACUUAUUGAAUUUUGGCUGCGUUAUCAUUUAUGAAAGAAGAUGGGGUGAAGGGCAAUAUGGGCAAAAGUGGAAUUAUUGGAGAUGGGUGAAUUCUGGUUUCUAUGAAGGAGUUUAUGUCCAAUAUUUUUACAAAGGAAUUGACGGAUUCUCCACAAUUGUGGGUGCCACUACUGGUUCGAUCAGUAAGUGGUGGGAUAUUCACCCGUCAAUAACCAGGCUUGGAGCAUGGGUGAUGAUGGUUGAUGAAGACAAUUGGAAUGGAAUGUUGGAAAAGCGUUAUAAUCAAAGAAGGUCGGUUGAAGAGAAAAAGAAUAGGAAGAUUGUGAAUAAAGAUAAUAGAGAGGAUGAUAAUUUGGCUUGUUAUAGCAACAUACUUUUGAGGUACAUAAAAGAUAAUAAAGAUACAAGGGAGAAGAAGAGAAAGAAGAUUGCUAUUUUGGAGUCUUUUGGCAAUGGGAAGGUAGAAACUAUGUGCAUUUUUGUGUGGAGAUUUUGGGAUAUUGGUGUUCAUAGGACUAGUGUUAUUAUUGACACUUGGAUAAGGAGCAUGUAUAGAGAUGGCAUUUUUGAAGAUUGGAAGAAGAAAUGGAGUAUUCACUUCGAGAUUUUCUCUCUCGGUUUUCCAGUUUUGGUGAGUGGCUUGGUUGGGAUUCUGGUGAUCGGAUCUCUUGCCGGUGCCGGAAUUUCAUCAUCGUUGAUUGAAUUUACUCUAAAAUCAAUUCCAAUUGUCUAUACGAUUGGUGAUCGGAUGUUCUGGAAAAUUGGAAGUAUGUUUGGCAUGAAUUAUAAAGAUCCACCUGAUCCAGCUAACAAAAAUCUAUAUGAAGAUGAUCUGGAAGCUGAUGUUGGAGCUAAACGAAGAGGAAGAAGAGCUAUGCACAAGGAAUUUUCUCCGUAUUCAAUGAUUAAACCAUUACGAUCAAAAGAAAAAAUGGAAGCUAAAAUUAAUCGGUUAAGGGAAGAAAAGAAGUAUCUGAAUGCGAAAUCUAUUGCUGAUGGAUCGAAAGAAGUUCUUCGAGCUGGAGUACGUGAAAUAAUAAAAUCAAAUUAUGGGAAAGAAAAUAUAGAUCCGCAAUUUAUAAAAUCGGAGUUGGAGGCAUUUGAUAAGGUGAUCGCUAAUCAGAAAAAAUUGGAAGAAGAAAAAGGAUUUGUGUUGCUCCAGGUAACCUCAGAUAUGGUUAAGGGAUAUAAUUCUUCUAAGAAUUUGGUGGGUGGAUCAUCUCCUUCGUCUCCUGUUAUUCAAGCGAACAUGGGAAUGGAUGCUGGAACUGUAGCUGGGUCGAACAAUAGAAUUUCAGCUGGAACAAAAAAUGACAAAGGCAUUUUGGUUGAUGAGCCGAAGAUUACUAAGGACUUCAUUUCAUCGGAAUUAAUGAAGAUGGGUUCGUAUGCUUCAGGCCCUGGUUCGUCUUCUUCAGGUCCUGGUCCAGUAAUUGAAACAAAUGAAGGGAAGGGCAUUUUGGGAAAGUUUCCUGUUUCGCAAGUUGCUUCAGUUAAUUCAGGUAUUCCGGUGGUCUUUAAUGCUAAUCCUAUUGACUCAAUUAGUUGUAAUACUAAUUGUAAUGAUGAAGAUAUGAAAGAUUCUAUUAAUGAGAAUGGGAAUUUGGAAGUUGGUUAUGGUAAUAAUAUGAAGAAAGAACAGGGAGCUAAUUUCUUGAAUAUGGAUUUUUCGAAACCUGUCCUCUCCCCUGCAGCUAAGUUGGUUAAUGAGUUCAAUAAAAAAUCUUAUGCUCGUAUGGUUGAAUCAACAAAUAAUGUGGUGGAUCUUAAUAUCAAAGUUAUUCCAAAAGUUGAUGGGAAACCUAGUGGGAAAGUUGAGUUACCUUAUGCAGAUUUAAUGUUGGGUGGUGCUCCUUAUCAUGCUACUUUGUAUGGAUUUUUUGUGGGGAAAAAGCUUGCUUUCCCAACAGUUAAUCAUUUUUCUUUUAAGAUGUGGAAGAUGUAUGGGCUGAAGGAUAUAAUGGUGAAUGAUGAGGGAUUUUUUUUCUUCAAGUUUGAUUCAAAAGAAGGAAUGAUGAGUGUGCUGGAGGGAGGUCCAUGGUUGAUUAACAAUGUCCCAAUGUUUGUUCAAAGAUGGAGGCCAGGUCUAGUUUUGAGUAAACCGCAAAUUAAUUCAGUUCCUGUAUGGGUUAAAGUGUUUAAUGUUCCUUUGGAGUAUUGGAACAGCAAAGGAAUUACGUUGAUUGCAAAUGAGAUUGGGAAACCAAUUGCUAUGGAUAAAAUCACUCAAAAAAUGUGUAAUGAGCACUGGGGAAGGCCAGCUUUCAUGCGAUUUCUUGUGGAAAUGUCAGCAGAAUCGGAAUGGAUGAAAGAAUUAAGUGUCGUCUCAAUAGAUUUUGGGACAGGAGAGAAAGUUGAAUCAAAGUGUAGGAUAGAGUAUGCAUGGAGACCUGAUAUUUGUAGUCAUUGCAAAAUUUACGGACAUAAAAAUAACAAUUGUGGGAUUCUAAAUGGAAAAAAGAAUGAUGGUGUUACUGAUGUUGCUGUUGACAGAGAAGAAAAUGGGAGAAAAGAGAAAGUGGAUGAUGAUGGGUUCAUAUUAGUAACAAAGAAAAACAAUAAAGGGCAGAAAUUUAAUACCGGAGUGGUUAUUAAUGAAGAAGGGAAAGUGGAUUUAAUCAAAUCAUUGGAGAAAAGCACCAAACCUGUUUUUGAAGGAAUGGUUGUUAGCAAUAAUGAUGAAAGUCUUAAGGAUGAGGGUAAUCAAGGAAUGGAAAAAAGCAAAAAAAUUAAAGAACAAGAAAAUCAAAAAGGAGGCCAAAAUGAAGAUCGAAGCAAUGAAGGGGUAGAAAAUCGGAAGAAUGGGGGUAAUUUCUCAAAAUUUGCUGUGGGUAAUCUAAAAAAAGAUGGGAAAGAGAAAGGGGUAUUUCAGUCAAAAGAUGAUAAAAGUGGGAGAAAGAAUGGGACAGGGGUGUUCAUUCCAAAAGAGAAAUUAGGAACAAGAGUGAAGAAUGUAAUUGAAAACUUUAAUGCUAAAAAAGAUGGAAUGCAGGGGAAAAGAGAAGAAAAUCAGAAAAAAGUGUAUGUUCCUAAGAAGCAAGUGGAGUUAAAAGUGAGUUCUAAUUUUGAUAAUUUAGGUUCUACGUCAGGAAAAAUUGAUCAAGAUGAAAUUACAACACAAAACCCAUUUGAUGUUCUUGCUGAUUUGGGUUUAAGAGAUAUGUCUUAUCUUGAUGAGAUGGAUUCGGAGAUUUUAACUGGAGGUGGCCAGGAGAUAAGCACCGAAAAUAAAAUUGGUGAUUAA